AUGGAGAGGAAGCCGACGAAGAAGCACGCGAGGACCAGGAGCGGCGCGCUGGCGUCCUUCCUCAGGUCCACGGCCGCCUCCUUCUCCUCCUCCACGGCCACCACCUUCGGCUCCCGCCCCGCCGGCGGCGGCAAGGCGUCCUUCAACCACCGCAACGCCUUCUCCGGCCCCAUGGUCUCCAUCGUGCCGCCCGAGGCGCGCGGCGGCGGCGGCGGCAGGAGGCGGGGCGGUAGUAAGCAGGGGGGCGGCAGCGGGUACCGGACGCCCGAGGCCUCGUCGCCCAAGGUGUCGUGCAUCGGCCAGAUCAAGCGGAGCAAGUCCAAGACCAGCAAGGCCAGGAAGGCGGCAAAGAACGUCGCCCCCGCGGCCGCCUGCGGGAUGGACGGCGGCGCCUGCCCCAUGCCGCCGCGGCCGCCGGUCCACAGCAGGCCAAAGAGGUCGCUCGUCAGGCGGAUGUUCUCCCGACGGAGCAGGUCGCGGCCUUCGUCCUCCUCCUCGUCCCACAAGUCGAGCGGCGCUGCCGAUCUUUUCAAGGGGAGGCCGGGGAGCAGCGCCGCCGUGGCCGCUGCGCCGGUGUCGGGGCCGGGGAUGGCAGGGCUGGGGCAGAUGAAGCGGUUCACCAGCGGGCGCGGCGCGUUCCAGGACUUCGACUGGAGGGAGGCGGAGAGGAGGGGCUCCGACGUCGACGUCGACGACGAUUACGUGGACGACGGGUUCGUGGCGUUCUCGGCGCCGCUGGUGCUGGGCGGCGGGGUGGUGGCGUCGGAGCCCAGGAAGGAGGUGAACCUGUGGCGGCGCCGCCCCAUGUCCCCUCCCACUCCUCUGGAGCUCCCCUGA
Molecule: messenger RNA, 837 nt
Organism: Triticum turgidum subsp. durum (durum wheat)
Lineage: Eukaryota; Viridiplantae; Streptophyta; Magnoliopsida; Poales; Poaceae
Source: the annotation of a GenBank genome assembly